AUGUCCACACUCUUCAGCCUCAAGUCGAACCAGUCCAGGACAUUCAAGCCCAAGAAGGCGGCCGAGGGGACCAAGCAGUGGCAGCUCAAGCAGUAUGCUCAGCAGACUCUUGGAUCUGGUAACCUCCGUACUGCGGUGCAGUUGCCCGAGGGCGAGGACCCGCAGGAGUGGAUCGCUGUUCACGUCGUCGACUUCUUCAACCACGUCAACAUGCUCUACGGCACCAUCUCCGAGUUCUGCACCCCCGAGCAGUGCAGCAUCAUGAACGCCGGCCCCAAGUUCGAGUUUUACUGGGAAGACGGGGAGACUUACAAGAAGCCCACGCCUCUCAGCGCACCAGCCUACGUCGAGGCACUUAUGACGUGGGCGCAGAACAUUAUCGACGACGAGAAACUGUUCCCGCAGAAGAUUGGCGUCAAGUUCCCCCCGACGUUUAUGCAGACGGCCAAGACAAUCCUGCGUCGCCUGUUCCGCGUGUAUGCGCACAUCUACCACUCGCACUUUGACCAGAUUUGUGCACUGGGCAUUGAGGCCCACCUCAACACCAACUACCGCCACUUCCUCUUGUUCGUUGACGAGUUCUCGCUCCUCAGUGACCGCGACUUGCAGCCGCUCGACGAGUUCAACAAGACUAUCCUCGAGGAGACCAAGAAGUAA
Messenger RNA from Cutaneotrichosporon cavernicola, 657 nucleotides. RefSeq lists its product as uncharacterized. Bases 1 to 657 code for a protein of 218 amino acids. The transcript has 6 exons. The record is from RefSeq and is a predicted model, not a curated record. Lineage: Eukaryota; Fungi; Basidiomycota; Tremellomycetes; Trichosporonales; Trichosporonaceae. Gene Ontology annotation, molecular function: protein kinase activator activity. Gene Ontology annotation, biological process: positive regulation of protein phosphorylation; signal transduction; cell division. Gene Ontology annotation, cellular component: nucleus; cytoplasm.